GCCAUGGAUUAACGAUAUGUGAUACUUCUAUAAAGGAAAAAUAAUUUUUGGUCUCAUAACUUAGACCUAUUGAGGUUUAGUCCCGAUAAAAUUAAGUCUAUGAAUUUAUCUCCCUACUGCAAAACGUUGCUUCCAUAGUUUUUUCUGACUUGAAAUACUCAUUAGAUUUUACUCGAAAUAAUUUACUCAUAAUACGUGUAUUAUAAAACUUCAUAGAGGCGAGAAUUCCCGGAGCGAGAGCAUUGCUCUCUAAACCUUCGGUCCCCCUAGGGUUUGGCCACCGCUAGGUUCGUUUUCCGACUUUGUCUUUUGGCUGAGGAUCGAGAGCAGUAGGUUGACGACAGACUGACGAGUGCAAUUGGCUGCGAUCGAGGUGGAAGGUAGGCAUUAAGGACGAGUCGACAUCGUGCUGUCAAAUUAGGUGGAAGGUUGAAUUCCUAUCUUAUAUCCAAAUAAUAAGAGUAAUUCUGACUUUUGACGAAACAGAUGGCUAUUGGUGAUAGCAUGGAGUUUCUGGUGGUCGACAUCGUGUUGUCGGACUGGAAAAUCAAAUUUCAGGGGUUCAUUGGUGGCCUAUGUGUGAAAGAAGACGAAGGGAUGUUGAUUCGCCCACCUCCAAAACCGCCGCCUUGGAGGAAUUCUGCGACUAGGGUUUGGACGAGUAUUUCUAUUUCUGCUGAGUCAAUUGUGUUUUGUUUUUAUUUUAUUUCGAUUGUGUUUUGUUGCUUAUUUAUUUUAUGCUGUAAGACUUUUGCACUUGGAUUGGGGGAUGAGAGGCCUGCGGUAAUCGUCGUGGUUUUGAAUAUGCCCAAUUUUGGAUUAGCGAGUUAUAUUGCUUUGUUAAAGGUGAUUAACUCAGAGUCUCGUCCACAGGCGGAUGGUUAUUGUGAUCCUUUUGUUAUUUCAACUCCUUUCUGAGUGCUUUUUAUGAAUGAAUGCAUGUUCGAUGAAAAAAAAACUUCAUCCUCUAGUCUUAGAGAUUAUAAAGAGAAUGCAACAAUUCUCUUUUCACGUUUGUUAAUGUAUAAUUUUUAUCAUUAAUAUAUACUCC
Cuscuta epithymum is the source of this 1051-nucleotide messenger RNA. The record is from the annotation of a GenBank genome assembly. NCBI's taxonomy places the organism in Eukaryota, Viridiplantae, Streptophyta, Magnoliopsida, Solanales, Convolvulaceae.